AUGCUCUCGUCUUUCUUCCUCCUGUCGCUCAAUGCCUUGAUUGGACUUGUCUCUGCCGGUUCCGACUACAGCGAACGGCUCCUCCUUCGGCCCCUGCCGCAGAACACGCUGCUGGCCUCGUUCAACUUCCGCAGCAACGAGAGCGCAGCCGCCUUUGAGGCCCAGAACUUCCGCUACUUCCCGCGCUCCUUUGGCCAGAUUCUGCAGCAUGCGCAUGCAAAGGAACUGCACCUGAGGUUCAGCGUGGGACGAUGGGACGCCGAGAACUGGGGACAGCGGCCGUGGAACGGCGCAAGAGAAGGGGGCACGGGUGUUGAGCUGUGGGCGUGGGUCGAGGCCGACAACGAGGAUGAAGCAUUUGCCCGAUGGCUGAAGCUCACCAAUGCCUUGUCUGGCCUCUUCUGUGCCUCGAUCAAUUUCAUCGACUCCACAAAGACGAUCCGCCCCGUCAUGUCCUUUGACCCAGAAGGCCAACACGGCAAUUCGUCCAACCUCCACCUACUCCACGGCACGCUGCCUCACGAAGUCGUCUGUACCGAGAACCUGACCCCCUUCUUGAAACUGCUACCCUGCAAGGGGAAGGCUGGCGUCUCGAGUCUGCUGGACGGACACAAGCUGUUCGAUGCGGCGUUCCAGACCAUGGCUGUCGAUGUGCGGCCCACAUGCGAGCAAGGCAGCUCCAGUUGCUCCAUAGAAAUGGAACAGAGCGUGGACAUGGUCUUGGACAUUGCGCGGGCAAAGCGCCCAAGAGACAAUCCCAUCCCGCGGCCGCUUCCCAUUGAGCAGAUAGAGUGUGACACAUCCAAGGGCUACAAUGGCGAGGAUACUUGUUACCCCCUGAACAAGGGCACUGAGCUGCCCUGGACACUCGAGGAGGUUUUUGGAAGACCACUCCGGGGAGCAUGCCCGCUGAUAGAUGAGAGCCCCAGCGAGGCCCACAAUCUGUGUAUCAACAUGCCCCCGGAGCGUAUCAUGGAGGUGAAAACAGACGGUCAAUACACCGAGUUCAAGGCGGCAUCCGAUACUCUCCGAUGCUUCAAGCUCCCGACAGGCCAGAACUUUGACCUUGCUCUGCCUGAGCAGAAGAUGAAGACGGGCUUGGUGCGCCCAGAUCCCGUGGUAUUCGCAGCACGAUCCAUCAAUGGCCACGGCCAAGAACGAGGUAGCAUCCAGGCCGUCAUUCGAAAUCCGUCCAAGCAACAAGCAGUCGAGAUUGUUUACCUCGAGUCUCUACCUUGGUUCAUGAAGCCAUACUUGCACACACUGCGCGCUCACGUCGACACGACGGGAGAAACCCCCAUCAAAGAGACAUACUACCGGCCAGCCGUGGACCGCAAGCGGGGCACUCACCUUGAGCUACGCAUGGUGAUUCCACCCGACUCUACGCUCACGCUGACCUACGACUUUGAAAAGGCCAUCCUACGCUACACAGAGUAUCCGCCAGAUGCAAACCGAGGCUUCGACGUUGCCCCUGCUCUCAUCCGCGUCUUGUCUCCAUCGUCGGGCGACAACAAGGGCAUCUACGUCCGCACAACAUCGCUGCUUCUCCCCUUACCAACCCCUGAUUUCAGCAUGCCGUACAACGUCAUCAUUCUCACGAGCACAGUCAUGGCAUUGGGUUUUGGCAACAUUUUCAAUCUGCUCGUAAGGCGCUUUGUUGGCGUUGACGAAGUACCGACCAUUGGGGCCGGUGGCAUCAAGGGCAUCAUUCAAGGCAAAAUGGCCAGGUUAAAGAGUCUGCUCGGCAUGAAAUAACCUAGCGAAAUAUAAACAAAUCCCGCGCUGAAUAUAGAUAUGUAUAUGAUUUCUUUUCCUAAUUCAUAAAAAAUAGAAAACAAGUCGUCUGAUUCUAUGUACAGUGUG
Molecule: messenger RNA, 1863 nt
Organism: Exserohilum turcica Et28A
Lineage: Eukaryota; Fungi; Ascomycota; Dothideomycetes; Pleosporales; Pleosporaceae
Exons: 2
Coding region: 1-1755 (584 amino acids)
Biological process (GO): attachment of GPI anchor to protein
Cellular component (GO): GPI-anchor transamidase complex
Source: RefSeq, a predicted model, not a curated record